CUCCAGCCACUGCAGCCAGACUCUUGUCUGUGCCAUGUGAGAGUGGAGCUGAGAGGAACUGCCAAACAACGUGCUGGCCUCUUUCUGUACGAGCAGUGUCCUGUACUGACCUGAGAAGUGAUCCAGGAACAACAAUUACAUGAGGACAAAUUCAGAGCCCAUUUUACAAGAUUUUGUGCAACCUUAAACUCAUGUUAAGCCUAGACUUUAAUUAUGAGCGUGAAGGAUUAAAGAUCAUAUGGCUUGUUAAACUCAUGUUCCCAGGCUGUAUUUGGUCUUGUAUCUGACUCUGAACCGCUUCAGGAAAGCAAAAACAAUACAGGAACUAUACAUGCCUACCUUUGUGAGCCUGUCGAGAAAGCAUUCGAUGCCUCCUCUCCUCCAAGAGUUGCUUGCCAUCGUUCUCCUUGCUGAUAUUUGAGCUUGGCUCGCAGUGAUGAUUGCUGUUGCUCAGCGGCAACAGCAGUUAGCAAGAACUUCCUGUUCAAAACUAUUUGGGAAAUUCCCAGGCUCGUCCAAUUCAAGCUGACGUCUCCAAAACCUCGUGUCUUUUCAAAGGAAAAUAAUUUGUCUUGUUUUGGAGUGUUACGCCCACCAAAUCCCCACCCUGGGACCGAGGGAGCCCACAGGCUUGCUGCGACGCGGCCAUGCCUCUCGCUGUGUCGGUCAGCAUCGACCCAAAGACUGUUGCGACUGUUCAAGUGCCUUUUUCUAACCAAGAACGCACCAAACUUCCGGCCUCCUCAUCUGCUCAGGAGCAAGCGAACUUAACCAAGAGCCAAUCCGCAGCCAUGCCAAGACAGCCACCAAAGUUUAAUGGCAUUCCAAGUGCAAUCAAGUCAGCGGGGGCGAAGCCCGUUUGCAGCAGCGCCAUGGACACAGGCGACCAUUCUGCUUCCGCCCUCAAAAGGGAAAUCCUGAGCGGUGACAACUUGCAACCAGUCCAAGGACCUCCCUCUAUGCAAAUGAAUAAGUCCGAGCUUGAAACUGCAAAACUCUCCUUGACACCUUCAGUGCCUCCCGUAUGCCUUGCUCCUUUUGAACUCCAAGGGGCAAAGAUGAGAGAGGAUGCCUCCAGCCUUGACGCCAAAGUGGAAAUGAGCAAGAGCCUUCUGGUGCCUAAUACCAACCAGCGGAACGCAGCAGCAAAGUUCUGCCAGACACAACAUGGUCAUGUUAAAUCAGCUGCAGUUAACAAUCCUCUUCAAGUCAUAGGUGUUUGUCCACUGCUAGUUCGUGGUAAGCUUCAAACGGCGACAGCCUUGGAUGCAAACAAAUUCCCACAAAGUGUGCUGGACAGAAAUGGAACUGUAUGUGGGAAGCUCAAUGGUCACAUGCCAAAUGGCCUCAAUGUCAUUGCCACACAAAAGGAGAAGCUUGGGCUGACGAAGACCCUCCCAGGCGCUUUGAUGGGCUCUGUGACCACCAAGAUCUCUGCCAUCCACCUGACCAAGCAUGCACAAGCCGCCUGUGUCCCUUCUAUGUGCUUGUCCUCCACUCCCUCUCAGUCUGAGGCCAGCGAUGAUGGCUCAGAGUACGUCAUGCAGGUGGACAACAAUGUUGAGGAGGAACUGCCUUACGAGUUGGAGAACGCCUGCAGCGAUGAUGAUUUUUCUGAGUCAUCCUCUGUCAGUGUUACUUCAUCCGCUCAGUCUCUUCUGCGCCUGUCUGGUGUUAAAGAACCCAUGUCGUUGGAGGUGGAGGAUAAUCAGGGAAAUAAACCGGCUCUCAUUCCCAGCCUGUUCCCGCUCAUCUCUCCCACACUCUAUUUCAGUACUGCCAAUGAACAAGUUGAAAUGCUCCCUGAUGAGCAAAUGCAACUUUUAAAAUGGAAGAUUAGCAGUGUCACACCCAAUGUUGUGAAAAACGCCAUCACCAGGUCGCACUUCAUACAUACCAAGAAAAGCAAUGACUGGUUGGGCUGCUGGGGCCACCACAUGAAGUCUUCUUGUUUCAGAACUCUUCAAGAGCACCAGAAGUUGAACCACUUCCCGGGAACAUUCCAGAUUGGCAGGAAGGACCGUCUGUGGAAGAAUCUGUCCAAGAUGGCGUGUCGCUUCGGCAAGCACGAGUUCAACUUUUUCCCACGCACGUUUGUCCUUCCUCAGGACAUCCUGCAGCUACGCAAGGCCUGGAAGGAUGGGUCCAGACAGAAGUGGAUCAUUAAACCUCCCGCCUCGGCCAGAGGAACAGGAAUCCAAGUCAUUCACAAAUGGAGCCAGAUGCCGCGCAAGAAAUCAUUUCUGGUCCAGAAGUAUCUCCACAAGCCCUACCUCAUCAGUGGCAACAAGUUUGACCUGCGCAUCUAUGUCUAUGUGACAUGCUACGACCCUCUCAGAAUAUAUAUCUUCUCAGAUGGACUGGUCCGCUUCGCUAGCUGCAAAUAUUCGUCCUCCAUGAAGACGCUGAGUAACAAGUUCAUGCAUCUGACCAACUACAGCGUCAAUAAGAAAAAUUCUGAGUACCAGGCUAACAGCGAUGACAAAGCCUGCCAGGGACACAAAUGGACUGUGAAGGCCUUGUGGCAGUAUCUUGGCUCCAGGGGAGUAAACACCAUCUUGAUUUGGGAGAAGAUAAAAGACAUUGUCAUCAAAACAAUAAUUGCGUCAGAACCAUACGUGAACUCUCUGCUCAAGAUGCAUGUACGCACACCUUACAGUUGUCAUGAGCUGUUCGGCUUCGAUAUCAUGCUAGAUGAAAACCUGAAACCUUGGAUCCUAGAGGUCAACAUUUCACCCAGCCUCCAUUCCAACACAGCGCUGGAUGUUUCCGUCAAGGGGCAAAUGGUCCGAGACCUCUUGAACCUGGCGGGCUUUCGUAUUCCUCAAAGAGAGGAUGUGGUCAUCUCAAGUGGAAGCACCUCCAGCUCCAGUAGCAGUGUAAGCAAGGAGUCGCCCAAUCUGGAGGUCUCUGUUGACGAGAAGGUCAAACGUGCCUUUUACCUCAAGCAGCGCUUUGCUGACCAGGGAAUCUUGGCGACAGUGUUGGAUGUUUUGACUCCCAACGAUGUCCGCAUGCUCGUCGAGAGCGAAGAUGAGUUGAGCCGCCGCGGGGAAUUUGAGCGCAUUUUCCCAUCGCAGUCGUCAUCCAGAUACCUGCGAUUCUUUCAAUGUCCACGAUACCUCAGCAUUGUGUUGGACCAGUGGGAGCGCAAGUACUGGAACAACAGGACAAAAGGUGUCAUUCUGCUCAGGCCUUUGUGUCAGAAGGGAGUCCAUCUUGGUACCACUGAUCCCGCUCACAUGUGGUCCAAGUGUAGCUACAUAUCCAAAUUUGAACACCACAGAGAAGCACCUGUCAACCCUUCUAAAUCCAGGGUGGUGGUCAUCCACCAACACCAGUCGGAUCACAUGGAACUGGAUGAAGGCUCAGACGGGGACACCUUUGUUCCCAGUUCGCCCACUUUGCAAAGUCCCGCAUCCAGUGCCGACAGCAGUGCCUGUGCCAGUCCUCAGCCCAGCCUAUGAGGCCUUCCCACAUGCUCACCUCAUGCUCAGGGUCUUCUACUGCUAUUGCUAAAGUCCUCCCCUCGGAUCACUUUGAGCAAGAUCCAAACCCACAAUUCAGAUCAUUUUAUUCUAACUGUUGGUUGUUGGUACCCCCCACCCCCCCAAAAAAGGGUUCCAAACAUGCAAUUUUGACAACCUACUACAAUUGUUAGUCACAUAUAUACUAAAAAAAAAAAAAACCCACACGAUAGUAUUUAAUCCGGCCU
Molecule: messenger RNA, 3715 nt
Organism: Phycodurus eques (leafy seadragon)
Lineage: Eukaryota; Metazoa; Chordata; Actinopteri; Syngnathiformes; Syngnathidae
Gene: ttll4
Product: tubulin tyrosine ligase-like family, member 4
Exons: 21
Coding region: 648-3467 (939 amino acids)
Biological process (GO): protein polyglutamylation; microtubule cytoskeleton organization
Cellular component (GO): cilium
Molecular function (GO): tubulin binding; tubulin-glutamic acid ligase activity
Source: RefSeq, a predicted model, not a curated record